Messenger RNA from Symbiodinium natans, 3135 nucleotides. Lineage: Eukaryota; Dinophyceae; Suessiales; Symbiodiniaceae. The record is from the annotation of a GenBank genome assembly.
AUGGGUCGCAGUGACAAAGUCAAGGGUCCACCAGAGAUCUCACUGGAGCGGCUGCGCAGUCUGCCGGCCGAAGAACAGUCAGGCAGCUGGAAGCUUUACAAGAAGCUGGGAGGGCGGCGCCGAUGCCUUCCGAAGUCUGUUGUGGAGGAAUUCUUGCUAAGAAGCACGCUGGGUCCAGAAGUUGUCAAGAGCAUUCUCGACACUGCUCUCACUGGUGACGCUGGAGACGAUGUGGAUUUCGAGUGCUUUUGCGUUGCCUGCCGCCUGGUAGCGCAGAUGCAAGAGCUCGGGCAUUUUGCUUCCAUCUCCGACGUCCCGGCCAACCCUCCUUACUUUGCAGAGGAGCAUGAGGAGCAGGCCGCAGAGGACAAGGGGGAGGAGCAGAAAUCUGAGUUCGACUUCGAAGGCGUUGCCUUCGGCGUGAUCUCGCAAGGUCCAACUCAGCCAACAAGCAUUCCGAUUGGGGAGGUGGACGCGGGAGCGUCAGCGGCACCAGUGCCAGGUGCCCAGACGCAUCGUGAGUCGACGCGUUACGCAAACGAUUCCUUCUCGGCAAGGUUUGCUGGCAGCUCUGCCGUCAUGGAGGCGACCUUCAGUGGCGGAGUGGAACCUGCGGAUCCCAGGCUGGCCCGGCUCGAGCGCGAGCUGGUCAAGUGCAGAAGGGAAGUUGAAGUCUACUUGGCCGAGAAGGCACGCCUCGAGGAGCACAGCAAUGCUUUGAAACAGUGGAAGUGGCCGUACGUCAGCAUCUGGCCCAAGAUGUUUGCAAGCUUGCGGAAGACGUUGCCGAACAAGACUCUUGAAUAUUAUGUUUCACAGAACCAGGCGGCACUCCACAAUGCCGCCAGGAAUCGACAGCCAAUGUUGUUGAAAAAACUGAUUCAGUCCAGAUGUGAUCCGACGCAGCGUGACAAGUUUGGCCGGAUCCCUUUGUUCGCGGCAGUGUUGAACUCGGAAUCUUUGGCCAGUGGUCCAUCCCCAGAGCAGCAGGGCUGCGUGGACAUUCUCCUGCAACAUGGAUGCUGCAUUAACUCUGUGGAUUCGCAUGGCCGGAGAAUAGUGAACUACCUGGAAGAACUCCAUAUGCCCAAGUACAAGAGCGUGGCUAUGCUGCUAAAGCAGAUGAGGAGUGCGUCCGCGGGCACACGUGGCGUCAAAUCUGCCAGGGCACCAGCGCCUACAGCGUCUACAGAAGCGGCUCCUGUCCCGAGAUGCGUCGAGGAGGUGGCCGCAAUGUGGAGUGCGUGCCAGUCUCCAUGGCAGGAGCUGCAGCUGCUCCACCAGGUGCUGAGCCAGCCGCAACUGGCAUUUGAAGCGCUGAAGAUCUUGGAUCGGGAGCCAGCCUUGAACUCCUCCCACUCCUGCCUACAUACAGCAGAUCCAUUAACUGGACGCUCAGCUCUGCACGUAGCAGCGCGCCAUGGCAAUGAGGAGGUCGUGGCAUUCUUGCUGCAACGAAGGUGCGACCCAACACAGACUGAUAUCGUGGGCAGAACAGCCCUGCAUAUUGCUGCCGUGGAAGGGCACGCAGCAUGCAGUAAAGCAAUCCUGCAGCAUUUUUGCGAGGACGACGAUGCCAGAGCAGCGCUCCUGGACAAGCAGGACUUGUUCUGCGAGACGGCAUCGUCUGCAGCACUCCGAGAGCACCAUUCUGGUGUAUUCCGAAUGCUGAGAGUACACCAGGACCUUGGCGCCUGGCCGCUCGAGAGUGAGCCAUCUGAGCAAGAGCCGGCGCCACCGGGAUUUUUCCUGCACUCAGACAUGUCGCCGGCGCCAGGGACGCUUCAUGAGCUCCUGGUGCCAAGCUCACCUUUACCUUGCGGGUCCAAGAAGGGAGGACGUGGAGAGCAAAGCGGAAGAUCGCAAGAGGCAAAGAGAGCUGCCCAAGUUUCCAUGUCAGAGCCGGCGCGGGCCAUCGAAACUGAGCGGUCUCAGCCGGGAGUCUUUCUGCGAAAAGAAGGAUGCGGAGAACUAGAGGUUCGCCAGGAGACCAAAGUGCUUGACGAGAUAAAGAAGCUCGGGAGGAUGCUUGAGCAGCAGCAGGCAGAGAUGUCUGCGUUGAAGGAAAGCAUGCAACAUGUGCUCAGCUCCUUGGAGAUGAAGGCAGAUGCGGGCCAGCUCAGCAGCUUGCAACACAGCCUUCAAACACUUUCGGCGGCGCUGCCAGACAAGGCCGAUGCUGGUCGCAUUCAUACCCUUCAGCAACAACUUUCGCAUCUCACCAGAACCGUCAAGCAGAAGGCCGAUCGGGAUGACGUCGCGGGGCAGGAGCAUGUCCAGAAGGUCUCAGAGCGAAUUAGCACCCUGCAAAGUGAGAGCAUGGAGCUAAAGGCGGCGCUCGCGCACAAGGCUGAUGCCGCCGUGCUGCAGAAGGAGGCGUAUCGUUUGGAGCUCGCACUGGAGCAGAAGGCUGAAGCCGAAGAGAUUAGCACGCUGCGCCAGAAGCUGGACCAGCUUCAACAUGCUCCUGCACCUGUGGAUCACGAGGCUGACAUGUCUGAAGUCAAGAUGAAGCAACAUGAGCUGCAGUGCAGCGUGCAGCAAGUGCUGGGCACCUUGGAGAUGAAGGCAGAUGCAGACAAGCUCGCCAGCCUGUCCGCGGCACUGGAAGACAAGGCGGGAUGCAGCACAGUCCUGGCCAUGCAGCAGAAGUUGCAGCAGCUGGCUGCCAUCUUCGACGAGAAGGCAGAUGUCCUCGGCAGCCAGCCAGAUUCCAGAGAACGGGCCCGGCAGGCAGAGGACGAGCAGAAGCUGGAAGGAAAGGGUCAGAAGGCACAAGCUGGGCCUCUCGUGCCUGUUCAGGAGCAGGAGAGAAGCCUGCCACCCGAGACCUCUCCAAAUUCGAGUUCUUCAAAGGUGCGGAAACGUGGAAAUCCUGGUGACAAGGGUUCCGAGAAGCCUUCGAAGACCUAUGUUCUCUGCGCGAGAGACCCUCGCACUGGCGAGCUCCUGAAGGGGCCUGCGCAUGCUGCCCAGAUCCGCCGCGACUGGGUCGGCGAUCCAGAGGUCUGCCGCCUCGGACUUAGCAGCGACCUCGAAGCCAUAGCGGAUGCCGCAGAGAAGACGACGUGCUGGUCGAGCGCGGCGAAUGCGGCCGCACGCCAGAAGACGACGUGCUGGUUCUCUCAUAUUUGA